Messenger RNA from Candidula unifasciata, 231 nucleotides. Lineage: Eukaryota; Metazoa; Mollusca; Gastropoda; Stylommatophora; Geomitridae. The record is from the annotation of a GenBank genome assembly.
AUGAUGAGCUACCAUGACAACAGUUUCGAGGACCGUCGAUUCAUGGUUCGGUGCUGUAGAGUGUCCGGAUCGCCCACAAGGGACUGCUAUAAAACCUCGUUCGUCAAUGACUGGGACGGAGAAAUGGACUUCCAUGUUCCCGUUGGGCAGGCUAUUAAAGGAGCUUACAGCGUCCAUGACAACGAAAAGGAGGAUCGUCGAUGGCGGUUCUACCUGUGUAAUUUUGUCUGA